ACACAACGCGAUUUGUUCCCAAUUUGUUCCCAAUCAUCGGUCCCCCUGUAUCAAAGCAUCAACAAUCCCCAACCCAACGCGAUCAAUAGCCCCCUCGAGCUCAGUUGCAGAGAGGAUAGAAAAAGAUUAAAGAUGGAUGCCCUUCAACAAUCUCAUAGAUUCAUGAGACCACCAACGGUGGGAGCACCACCAUCACCAUUUACACCACAGUCAUCCAUGGCCGACCUCCAGCCCAGACCAUCACCGCCUCAGGGGCUUUGGUACUCCGGUCAAUUCCAGUACCAGUCUUCGCAGCCUCCGCCGCUUCCUCCAUAUCACCAUCAACAACAGACGCCGCAGUGGCCCCCUCAUUCCGAUCACCAUCAAAUUUAUCCAACGCCCCACCACAACUCCGUUCCACCGUAUCCUGGGCAGCCUCAGCACAACCAGUAUCCUCUCCCUCCUCGACCACACCUGCCACCACCUCCUCCUCCUCACUACCACCAUUCCCUGCAUCCUCAAGGUUAUGCUCAGUCCAAUCAGACAUGGGGAAACCCAAAUUGGGCUCACCAUCAAAGUUGGGAAUAUUCAGAUGGAAACAUUUCCCAUAAUAAUGAGGAAGAUUGGGCUGCCAGGGCCAGGGCAUGGGCGGCAGCCAAAGCAGCAAUGGAGAAUCAGCAGAAUCAGCAACCUCAGUUGCAGCUUCCUCCAGUUGGAAAAUCAGAAGAUCCCAGUAAUAUGUAUCAUGAUCAACAACAUCAGAAUGUUGAUCCUCAUAGCACUGAUAUUCAACAACCAUCACUUCUUUCUUCAGGCCAUCAACAGUUCUCAGUUUCUGCCACGAAUCUCCACAGGCCACCUUUAGAUCAUUUCCAGGAGUCCUCUCCCUUCAGCUCUCGACAGUCUUCUUCGUAUGUUUCAGAUGGGCAUAUACCAUUUAUGUCUAGAGAGGGUGCUUUGGUUGAAGGUUCAACUCCCGUAUUUCCUCAUCAAGGAAGUGUUCCUACUAGCUCAUCUAUUUAUCAGCAGGAGGUACCUUCUAGUUAUUCUUCCAUUUCAGCAGGUAAAGAGGUUGGGAAUCCAAACAGCCAGUUACACAAGCCACCUUUGCCCAUAUCAUCAUGCGAGGAAGGACAUCAUGUGCAAUCUACAUUGCCUACUGUCGGUAGAUCAAUUUCAGCAGAACAACCUCCUUUUGUGCAUGGUGAUCAGUCUGCUGAAUCAACAGCUGUUUUGAGUGAUAGACCGUUAGAGUUUACACCAAGGUUUAAUCAUGAGCAUGAUGUAUAUUCACAACGUACUUAUAUCCAUCCUGAUCCAUCAGGAGCUGUAGGCAGUGUGGACUCUAUUGCAGCUGUGCCCUCUGCACAUGCUUGGAAUCCUUCAGUUCCUCUUGGGGCAGUAUAUCCACCAAUUCCACCAGUCCCAGCAGGGCCACAGUUUGAUCCUUCUCUUGUUGCAUCUCCUGUUUCUGGACAUGCUGCACCAAUCUUUGGCAGGAUGCCUGGAUCAGGGUUUCGGCCCACUAUUCCAAUGGCCAGUGCACCCUUUGGUAUGGCUGCAGGAACUGCUGUUAUUCCUCCAACCACAUUUCCUGGAGACAUGAAUGGGGGUCUUAAUGUCUUGGAACGCCCCAAAAAGGCUUCAGUACCCAAUUGGCUUAGAGAGGAAAUAAUUAAGAAGAAAGCUGCCAUUGCUAGUUCUGUUCAGGAGCAACCUGAAGAGGAUCCUUUUCGACCUGUUGGUGAUGAAGGUGUUGAUAAACCUUUCAGGAAAGAUGAUCAAGCAGAUAGCAAAAGCAUCGAUUCUUCUAGAUCAACUGAGGAUGAUGAUGAGGAUGAUGUGGAAGCAGCAAGGACAGCAGCAAUCAACCAAGAAAUAAAGCGCAUCCUAACUGAAGUUCUUUUGAAGGUUACUGAUGAUCUGUUUGAUGAGAUUGCUACAGAAGUUCUCACUGAAGACGAUCUGACAGUUGAAGUUCAUAACAACUCAGAUGCACCAAAUCAGAAGGCAUUACCAUCUCCUCCAGUAGUUGUGACUCCCAAGGCUUCUGCAAAGGUUCUGAUUCCAGUUAAGGCAAAGGAGGCUGAAUCAAGUGAAGUCAGUGGGAAAUCUAGUUCUAGCUCUCCUGGAGAUGUACUGGGACUUGCAAAUUAUGCCUCUGAUGAGGAUAAUGAUGAGAUUCAAAGCUCCACCAUCCCCAAUAGGCUUACAGAUGCUCUGCAUCAGCAGUCAACAAAUGGUAAGCUUGUAGAAGAUAUGCCUGAUGCAGUAGGCAAUGGCGGUUCUCUAGCAGAAACUGAAAGGUCCAGUGGAACUCGAGUGGACAUGGAGCCUGAUCACUUGAAAACAGGCCCAAACGGGGAUUCAUUUAAGUAUGUAGUUGACAAUUGUCUGGGUGUCAAUGGGUUGCAUAAGGAUAUGGAUUAUGGGAGUGAUGGGCAUCCAACAACUGCUCCCAGUGUUGUCUCUGGAAUCCUGGAAGAUAAGAUCAACACCAAUGGAGAAAAGAUGCUGCAAACCUCAAAUGCUUUUGAGUCAAAAGGUACUGGUGGAGGAAAGUACCAUAUGAAACCUGAUCUGGUGCAUGCAAGUGUUAGUAUUAAGAACUCACUUAAGGAUGCUUCUCAUGGCAGAGAAGCUGGAAGCAAAUCAGACAAGAACGAUGGAUCUGGAACUAGGAGUUCUGGGAGUAAGGAUUUUGCCAGAGAGGCUGAAAGUAGUAAGAGUAAAACAUCUGAGAAACAUUCUAAUUCCACUGAUCAUAGGAGAAGAGAUGAAAGACAUCCAAAAAAGGAAAAGAUGGAUGACAGGAAUGCCUCAAAAGAGAGGAUGAAGGAUCGAGGAAUUAAAUCAGAGAAAAAAGUAAAGGAAUCUGAUUUCAGAAAGAUUUCGACUCAUGUCAAUAGUAAGGAUGAACGAGAGGAAGUUGAGAAAGAUAAAAGGUUUAGUGUCAAAGAAGAUAGUAACAGGAAAAGGGAAUUGGCAAAGGAUGACAGGGGAGAUAGAUUGAGGCAUAAAGCUGCAAGAGAGGACUUGCACAGGCAUAAAAGACGGCACACUUCUUCAAUUAGCACUAGGGGUAGAGAUAGCAGAGAGAAUACAGUAGGCAGUCAUUCCAGUGAUUCAAGUGAUGAUGUUUCGGAAGAUUCAAAGCACCAAAGGAACCCACAUUCAAAAAGGCGCAGCUCAUCACCAUCACCUAUCAGGUCUAAGCGAAGACAAGUUUCGCGGUCACCGCAUAGCAAGCACUCUCAACGCAGACAUUCUCCUUACUCUUCUCUAGAGACCACCAGGUAUGUUCGUGGCAGUAUGCUUUUAAGAUUGUUUAAGAAAAAGGUUAUGAGGCAUAUACAUGCAUCAUAACACUAAAGGUCUCAGGUGAAAGAAUCGAUUUCCUGGAACCGUCUCAGAAUUUGGUUUUAACUAAAAGAUGAUUCUAACCGCAGGAGUAAGAGAUCUCGAUCUAAUUCACCUGUCCGUAGGAGAAGAUGAUAUAAAAAGCUAUUUUUUUGGUGGAACCUGGAGCUCGACCGGUGUUGCUGGCUGGCUGCAGGGGGGGAUUUUGGCAUCUCGCAUGCAGUGGAAUUGUUGAGAUUUGCAACCAUGAGUGUUAGGAACUGCAUGGAUCAAAUGUAUUUUAUUUUAGUAGAUGCUUGGGCUUCCUCUGGUGCUGAACGUUAAUUCAGCAAUUUUCUCACCAAAGUGAAGGUAUCAGGUAUGGAUGUUGGAAGUAUGACCAAUUAACCACGGGGCCGGGCAGGAGGAUAAAAGCAAGGUCGUGGUAUGUAUGCCUCUCUGGUAGUUUGGAGGGGUGUGUGUGUGUAUGUUAAAUAUAUGAACCAGAAGGUCCAGAACCACCAAAAUUUCAAAUAAAAAUUGUUUUUUUGUGAACUCUAUAAA
This is a messenger RNA of Nelumbo nucifera (sacred lotus), 3882 nucleotides long. Lineage: Eukaryota; Viridiplantae; Streptophyta; Magnoliopsida; Proteales; Nelumbonaceae. The record is from RefSeq and is a predicted model, not a curated record.